Molecule: messenger RNA, 968 nt
Organism: Drosophila kikkawai
Lineage: Eukaryota; Metazoa; Arthropoda; Insecta; Diptera; Drosophilidae
Source: RefSeq, a predicted model, not a curated record
ACCAAGUAACCAAGUUUAAAAAGUUGCCGGUGGAUUCGGUGGAGUUUUCAAGCUGUUGCCAUUCAGUUUCGAUUUCUGAUUCAGUUUCUGUUUCAAUUUUGAUUUCGUUUUCAUUUUCGUUUUCGUUUUCAAAUUCAAUUUAGUUUCGGUUUCGGUUUUGUACUCGAAAGCUAUUGAUCUGUUUUCAAGUGUCGAUUGAUUGGCCGAUUGAUUAGCGAGCCACGUGAAAAAUGCAGUUUGUUGGGCAAAAGAGUAUGCUGAUUGCUGGUAUCCUGCUCAUGAGCCUGAUCUUGGUUCAAGGAGAGGCUCACGAUCAAAGCUCAAAGGACUUGCCCCAUGUGCGACACAAGCGUGGCAUCAUUUGGGACUUUUUCCAGAAAAUGGUCAUCACCAAGAACCUAAUUGUGGAUCAAUACACAGACACCCGCAACACCCUGAAUGACAUCUACAAUGUGGUCAACGAGCAGUUUAGUGAUCCGGGUCCAGAGAAGCCUACGAGUAGUCCCAGGGUCACCACCGAAAAGACUUCACUUAGCAGCGAGGAGACCAGCGAGGAAACCACCACAGCCUUUACAAUCUCCCGCUACGAGCUGGGCCGCAUCUUGGGCCGGAACUUCCGGGGACUCCAGAAGCUGGCCAUGAAGGAGUUCAACACCGCCCUUAAUGCCACAAACUACAAUCUGGCCGAGUACAAAGCCGAGGCGGACAAGCAGUUCGCCAACAGCCUGGCGGUGGAGAAGAAGAACAAGCUGAAGAGCCUCAAGGGCUGAGCCACGCCCCCGUGCCUGAAUGUUAUCUCUGUGAUAGGCUGAUGACUUUAUUCCCCCCAUAUACAUACAUAUAUUAUAUAUUUUUUUCCUAUUUAUUUGUUUGUCUACUUGCAACUGAAUCGAAUAAACCACGGGGACGAGAGGCAGUGCGUCCCCGAACGCAUGCGGGUUCGUAUCUACGACUAUUGUGCGUCAAAU